Messenger RNA from Sordaria macrospora k-hell, 426 nucleotides. NCBI's taxonomy places the organism in Eukaryota, Fungi, Ascomycota, Sordariomycetes, Sordariales, Sordariaceae. The record is from RefSeq and is a predicted model, not a curated record.
AUGCUCCCAGAGCAGCACGGCAAUAUGCUGCUCAUACCGACUCCGGCUGAAGCGCGCGCCCUUGAGGAGGGCGGCAGUACCUCUGGCAACUCGGGCGAAUUCGACGCCAAAUGGAGACCUUCAUCAAAGCCGACUGAUCGACGCACGAGCGGGUUCAACUGGGAAUCGCCAUAUGAUUUGGCCUAUACCGGGGAGGAAGCUCAACAACCCAAACCCCCAAAGAAAGCAAAGGAGAUGAAAGAACGGGGCCGAGCUGAGCUCCAGGGUUGCGAUCGCCAGCCAGUCGAGAUGUCGACACAAGCGCUAUCGCCAAAAUGGAGAGUGUCGGAUGCUGCUGCGCAACGAUACUCGGGCACGGAGUGGGGGGCAGCGGACCUAGCAGGUGAGACAACCGCAUUGUCUCAGGGCCGGGGCGGGAGGUCAUAG